Molecule: messenger RNA, 1225 nt
Organism: Vigna angularis (adzuki bean)
Lineage: Eukaryota; Viridiplantae; Streptophyta; Magnoliopsida; Fabales; Fabaceae
Exons: 9
Coding region: 148-1029 (293 amino acids)
Biological process (GO): rRNA processing
Cellular component (GO): Mpp10 complex; nucleolus; small-subunit processome
Molecular function (GO): snoRNA binding; rRNA primary transcript binding
Source: RefSeq, a predicted model, not a curated record
AAAACGCAGGUCGUUUUGCUCUUACGGUAUCCCUUUUCUUUUCUUCACUUCCUUCUUCUCUUCUGUUCCCGCGCCGCUCCACACCUCUUCCUCUUCGUUUUUCUCCAUCUCUGAACGGUGCCGUUUUGUUCUGUGAGUGUGUAGAACAUGCUGCGUAGAAACAUUCGAUUGAGGAGAGAGUAUUUGUACCGAAAGAGCUUAGAAGGCAAAGAGCGCUUGCUCUAUGAAAAGAAACGCAAAAUCAGAGAAGCGCUUCAAGAAGGGAAACCCAUUCCCACUGAACUCAGAAAUGAGGAAGCUGCACUUCGGCGCCAAAUCGACCUUGAAGAUGAAAACACUGCUGUUCCAAGAACGCACAUUGAUGAUGAGUAUGCUUAUGCUGCGGAAAAGGAUCCCAAGAUUUUGUUGACCACUUCCAGGGAUCCAAGCGCUCCUCUUCAGCAGUUUGUAAAGGAGUUGAGUUUUGUUUUUCCUAAUGCUCAGCGCAUGAAUCGUGGUGGUCAGGUUAUCUCAGAGAUUAUAGAAUCUUGUCGUGCACAUGAUUAUACUGAUGUUGUUUUGGUUCAUGAACAUCGUGGUGUACCAGAUGGUUUAAUUGUUUGCCAUCUACCAUUUGGUCCAACUGCAUAUUUUGGAUUACUCAAUGUGGUUACAAGGCAUGAAAUUAAAGACAAGAAAGCCAUUGGAACUAUGCCUGAGGCAUAUCCACAUUUGAUUCUUGAUAACUUCUCAACUAAGUUAGGUGAAAGGUCAGCGAACAUUCUCAAGCAUCUUUUUCCAGUGCCAAAACCAGACACAAAACGAAUUGUCACUUUUUCCAACCAAUCUGACUAUAUCUCGUUCAGGCAUCAUAUUUAUGAAAAGCACGGGGGCCCUAAAUCUCUAGAACUGAAGGAAAUUGGUCCACGGUUUGAGUUACGGCUUUAUCAGAUAAAGUUGGGAACGGUGGAUCAAGCUGAAGCUCAGAUAGAAUGGGUCAUUAGACCUUACAUGAACACAUCUAAAAAGCGGAAAUUUCUCAGUAAUUGAUGCAAACAUUGUUAUGAAUUUUGAGCUCACAUUUCACUUAACUGUACUUCCGAGGAUGUGUAGUUGAUGAGGUUGACAAACGAACUAAACUAUUUAAACGAAAUUUAUAUGACACUUAGUGAGAUAGCAAAAAUUUAAGCAAAUGACAAUGAAAAUGUACUUGCUUACUUCUUGAUGAAAAUUAUUUUUUAAAAUU